AUGUCAGUUACCUCAUCCCGCUUCACAGCAGGCUUGGGGGGUGGCUAUGGUGGGGGCUACACCUGCAACCUGGGCGGGGGCUUUGGCUCCAGCUUUGGCGUGGCAGACGCCCUGCUAGGGGGCAGCGAGAAGGAGACCAUGCAGAACCUCAACGACCGCCUGGCCUCCUACCUGGACAAGGUGCGUGCCCUGGAGGAGGCCAACGCGGACUUGGAGGUGAAGAUCCAUGACUGGUACAAGAAGCAGGGCCCCGGGCCCGCCCGUGACUACAGCGCCUAUUUCAAGACCAUUGAGGAUCUGAGGAAUAAGAUCCUGGCGGCCACCAUUGACAAUGCCAGCUUGGUGCUGCAGAUUGAUAACGCGCGCCUGGCAGCUGAUGACUUCCGCACCAAAUACGAGACGGAGCUGAACCUGCGCAUGAGCGUGGAAGCUGACACCAAUGGCCUGCGCAGGGUGCUGGACGAGCUGACCCUGGCCAGAGCCGACCUGGAGAUGCAGAUUGAGAACCUCAAGGAGGAGCUGGCCUACAUGAAGAAGAACCAUGAGGAGGAGAUGAAUGCACUGCGAGGCCAGGUGGGUGGGGAUGUCAGCGUGGAGAUGGACGCAGCCCCCGGUGUGGACCUGAGCCGUAUCCUGAACGAGAUGCGCGACCAGUACGAGAAGAUGGCCGAGAAGAAUCGCAAGGAUGCUGAGGACUGGUUCUUCAGCAAGACGGAGGAGCUGAACAGGGAGGUGGCCACUAACACCGAGGCCCUGCAGAGCAGCAGGACCGAGAUCACGGAGCUCCGCCGCUCCGUGCAGAACCUGGAGAUUGAGCUGCAGUCCCAGCUCAGCAUGAAAUCAUCACUGGAGGGCAGCCUGGCAGAGACUGAGGCGCGCUAUGGGGCGCAGCUGGCCCAGCUGCAGGGGCUCAUCAGCAGCAUCGAGCAGCAGCUGUGUGAGCUGCGCUGCGAUAUGGAGCGCCAGAACCAUGAGUACCAGGUGCUGCUGGACGUGAAGACGCGGCUGGAGCAGGAGAUCGCCACCUACCGCCGCCUGCUGGAGGGCGAGGACGCCCAGUGA
Molecule: messenger RNA, 1062 nt
Organism: Manis javanica (Malayan pangolin)
Lineage: Eukaryota; Metazoa; Chordata; Mammalia; Pholidota; Manidae
Source: RefSeq, a predicted model, not a curated record